Molecule: messenger RNA, 517 nt
Organism: Racocetra fulgida
Lineage: Eukaryota; Fungi; Glomeromycota; Glomeromycetes; Diversisporales; Gigasporaceae
Source: the annotation of a GenBank genome assembly
AGACGCUGAAAAUACCAUAUCACGUGGUCGUGUAUUUAUAGAUUCAAACAUCCCCGGCAAGCAAAAUCAAGUGAUCAUUAAUUCUUAUCCGUUUAUUAAAAUACCAUUUCCACCGACUAUUGAUCCUCGAGAUUUAAUUACCAAGAAAGAUGAUACAUUAUCUCGAGCUCCAAAUGCUUUUAUAAUAUAUCGCAAGGCAUUUGUUGAAGCUUCCCGAGCAAAUGUCUGUUCUCGGUCCUGGGAAUCUGAACCUGAAAAUGUUCGUAAAGAAUAUAAGAGAAUAGCAAAAGAAGCGGUUAUACGUCGUAAAAAAAGAGAAAAAUGGAACGUUGUUUCUUUUAAUAAUUCUUCAAUACCUUCCCACUCUCUGUCUGAAAAUGUAACGUCUGAUUUGCCAAAUGCUGAAAAUGUUUCUCCGUUAUCUCAUCUCAAAGAAAGCUCAGAUACUCCUACGAAAGUUGAAAAUAAAAUUACUCAAGAAAUAAUCUCAUCUUCAAAAUCACCUGCUACAUCUUGA